Grosmannia clavigera kw1407 is the source of this 438-nucleotide messenger RNA. RefSeq names its product peptidyl-prolyl cis-trans isomerase-like protein. NCBI's taxonomy places the organism in Eukaryota, Fungi, Ascomycota, Sordariomycetes, Ophiostomatales, Ophiostomataceae. The transcript has a single exon. The record is from RefSeq and is a predicted model, not a curated record. The coding region runs from base 1 to 438 and encodes 145 amino acids.
AUGAACCGGCAGAAGCAAGCCAGGGGGCGCGGUGGCUGGGGAGGCGUGCAAGAGCUGGAAAAGUGGCGCAAGUACCGCAGUGAAGAUCUAGAUGACGGACCAGCCUAUGAAAUGAUACAUGGAGAAGAAGAUAUCAAGGAUCAACAUGACAAAUCAUCUGGUGGGAAGAGAGCGUCUGUCCAUGAUGUGACGCCAAAGGGUCUCCAGUCUGGCGGUAGCAUAACCAAGCCUAGCUACAGGAAAGAGGAUGACAGGCGCUGGCGAGGCGACGAUGCCAAGGGCGAGAGACGAGAUGGCGAUAAGAAUAGCUCUAGGGCUGUAAGGCGAUAUGGGGAACGCAGUCGGAGCCCGAAGCGAGACGAGCUGCGUGACUACAGGCGGUACAGGGACGGUAGCAGGCAAGAUGCCAAGCACCGAGAUCGGCACCGUUCCAGCUGA